AUGGACGUUGACGAUCUAUUCAAGGCAUCGGGCUCCAUCAGCAAGCGUAAACUCGACCAGCCCAUUCGCGAUCCCAAUGAGAUAUACAAAGCCAGCAAGCUGAGCGACAGCUCCCAUCCCCAUGCUCAAGCCGAAGACGAUGUAGACAACAACAACACCAACAACGACAACCCCGCCGAUGACGACGGCGACUUUGGUCCCGAACUGCCACCAGACGACGAGGAAGGCCGCUUCUUUGGCGGCGGCAUCUCCAAGCAGGAAUCCGAGAUUCUCGAUUUCGUCGACAAGGCCGACGCGGGCGGCGGCGACGUGGACAAGCUCGACAGCGCCUGGCUGCGGAAGACGGUGCUCAACCUCGAAAAGCUCAUCAACAAGAACGCGGAGCUGCGCUCCCGAUACGAGGACCAGCCGAACAAGUUCAUCGACAGCGAGGCCGACCUCGACGCCGAAAUCAAGAACCUGUCGCUCCUGGCCGAGGCCUCGCACCUGUACGGGGAGUUUGUCAAGCUGGGCAGCGCGGCGAGCUUGGUCGGCCUGCUGACGCACGAGAACACGGACAUUGCCAUUGACGCGAUUGAGAUCAUCGGGGAGCUCACGGACGACGAUGUCGUCACGGAGACGGAGCAGUGGGAUACAUUGGUCGGGGCAUUGAUUGAAAGCGACCUGCUGAGUCUGCUCGUCUCCAACCUGUCGCGCUUCAACGAGGACGACGAGUCGGACCGCAACGGCGUCUACCAUUCCCUCAGCGUGCUGGAGAACCUCAGCUCUCAAAAAGCCGUCGCCACCCGGAUGUGCGAGGAGGACGAUCUGCUCAAGUGGCUGCUGCAGCGCAUCCAGCGCACCGAAUCGCCGAUCCUGGCCAUCCUCACAGCGGCAGCGCCCGAGAACCGGGAGAAGCUCCUGGGAGGCCCGGAGGAGGAGUUUGUGGAGAAUCUGUUCGAGGCCAAGUUCUUGGAAGCCGAGGGAACCGAGCUCUGCCUCAUCAUGAUCAAAGAAAGCAAGAUGGCCAAACACCCUUCGCUGCGCCUGCUGGACCACGCGACAGCCGGCACCGCCAGCGUCGAGAUAUGCCAGCGGAUCGUCGAGUCCGGAGGCCUGAAGACGACAUUUACCCUGUUCAACAAGACAAAGGACCAGCGGCUCGUGGGGCCCUUGCUCUCCAUAUUCUCCUCCAUGCUGCGCUUCCUGCCGGCCGACUCCGCAGAACGCAUCCGCCUGCUAGCGAAAUUCGUCGAAAAGGAAUACGAGAAGACGGCGAGGCUAGCCGUCGAGGAGGAGCACCGGCAGGAAGCCGCCGCACGCGCCGGUGGCGCGGAAGAGGAAGAGGAAGACCGCGAGAUACAGCUGCUGUCCCGGAAGAUGGACGCCGGCCUGUUCAAUCUCCAGCUCGUGGAUGUCAUUCUGGCGUGGCUCGUUGCGGAGGACGGGGGCGCGAGGCAGAAGAUCCAGAAGCUGUUGGCGGAGACGGACGAUGACUUGAAGGCGAUACAGAGGACGCUCAAGGAGCAGUUGGCCGAGUUGGAUACCAGUGAGGAGGAUAGCAAGGAUUUGGGCGAUAUGCUGGGCACGCUGAUAGAUUUCCUCGACUGAGGGGGAAUCCCUGGCAAGAUGUUAUCAAUGUACAACUACCUUAAUAAUGAGCAAUAUGAUCUUUUUGUCUUUUCAGUUUCUUUCAAACUCAAAUCUAGCAUUAAUGUGACACACCUGACCGAACAAGGAACCUCGACAA
This is a messenger RNA of Trichoderma citrinoviride, 1729 nucleotides long. RefSeq names its product DUF1716-domain-containing protein. The coding region runs from base 1 to 1590 and encodes 529 amino acids. NCBI's taxonomy places the organism in Eukaryota, Fungi, Ascomycota, Sordariomycetes, Hypocreales, Hypocreaceae. The record is from RefSeq and is a predicted model, not a curated record. The transcript is spliced from 8 exons. Gene Ontology annotation, cellular component: spliceosomal complex.